GCUAGCUGGCCAGCUAGCUCCGCGCGACGACGCCGCGCGCAUAUAUAUGUACGUAUAGUACGUGUGCAACGUCAUAGUAGUAGUUAGCUUUGGUUGCUGCGCCGUAGCUGUGCAGUGGGCCUACAAUUAUUGUACAAAAGUAUUCACUCAGAUUACGUCUGUUGCCUAACGUGCUUUCGAUGUCACGUACAGCGUGAAGAUUUCCAAAAUCAGAGAAUUUGGUUGAGCCAUGAAAGGCUGAGUGCACUGUUUGCCAGGAUGCAGUAGCUGCUAUUGAUGCAACAGGCCAAUGCAAAGAACCUACGCUACGUUGAAAAAAAAGGCAGUCAACAAGCCAAUGGAUGGCAUCAUUAUGGGAGAACCAUCGACUCGUUAGAUGUUGUUUCAAGACAAACAUUUGCUGGAACUCUCGGACCAAUGCUUGCAUGAAACUUGGCACAACCCAUCAAGCCAUUUUUUCCGAUAGCGCAUAAACACCUAGAUCAAACAGGGAGAUUGAUAAUGGCCCUUCUGAGUCAACACUAUGGUGGCAGGGUACCGGGGAUGAUUAAGGCACACAGCUCGGUGCCGAGCACUCGCAGAAAAGCCGACAGCAUCCCCACCAGCACGAUGAGCGCCGGUGGGUGUGAAGUCACGUUGGAUGGCAUUCCCAUCCUCCCAGAGAACUCGGACCGCGGCCAGGGCUGCAACCACGUCAUCUAUCACUAUGCCAGCCAGGUGUUUGGGAGUUUGCGGCCGGCCAAGAAGACAGACAAACUGUUACUGGAUGUGGAUCUUAGGUCAGGGAAGGAGCCACCAAAGCUGACAGCAAUCAAGGAUGAAAGGGCCAAGAGGAAAGUGUACGAUUUGGCAUUUGAUGCUCUAAAAUAUCAAGCCUUAUUGGAGGAUAUGCUAGUGGACAGUGGUUACUACAGCUAUGACACAGUGCCAGAUGAGAAUCAUAGCAUUAUCGUGGUCAUCCUGUGCGACAUGCUUAACCGCCACUUUGCCAAGCGCCUGCGGGAACCCAAUGAGCCCGUCAUUCCCUACGUCCAGGAAUUCGAGGACGACCUGUUUGCGCACACCACCAAGCUGAAUGCCUCAUUGGCCCGGAAUCGGAUCAAAUUCCAGGCGCGGAGCGUGGAAUGUCUGUUGCCAGAGAAAGUCCGCCAGAGGGAGGAAUGUGGAACUAAGAUGCCAAUCUAUGCAUGGGUUAAUCAGCUACAAAACAGUGUGGAAGACGUGAUUGAGCAACUAACCCAAGAUGGCUACAAGAAGGUCCCUUCUAUCAACUCGCUGGGAGAGUACAGCUUCACCGUGGACUCCCAGUGCCCCAAUGUUCUGGUCUUUGAUGCUCAGAACAGAAACACACUGGAGGAUAGUUAUCUGGUCAGAGGGGGCAACCUGGUUAUUCAGGAUAAGAGCUGCUGUCUGGGACCUCACUCAGUCAAAGCCCUCCUGAACGAAGGGGAUGAUGUCAUCCACAUUUACACCGGUUCUGGGUGGACGACGGCCCAUCUGGCGACGCUGACCAAUCAAGAACAUUGCACAAUCUACGCCUUCGGAGUCAAGAACGAGGAGCACAGCGAACAACUUAUGGCCAAUGCUAAGAAACUUGGCAUACACAAUGUAAAAUUCAUUCAGGACAACUUCUUUGAGGUGCAACAUAUUGACAACCGCUUCAAGAAUGUCAAAGUGGUACUGGUCACCCCUCACGAUUCCAGGUCAGGGGUCACGAACCCUGUGGAAUACAUUAUUCAUGAGGGAGCAGAUGCAAGUAUAUUGGGAGAGCUGUCCCAGGAGCAAAUAGACAGUGACAAACUUGAUGUCCUGGUGUCUAAACACAUGGAACUGCUCAAGCAUGCCAUGAAAUUUCCACACGUCCAAGCGGUGGUCUAUGCCACUAACUCAAUCUUCCGGGAAGAAAACGAGAAUGUGGUCACCAAGGUAACGGAGUACAUCAACGCUCGUACUUCUACAUCGAUCAGGAACCCCUUUCGUCUCAUCCCCCCUGUCCUGCCUCUCACCCCAGCUGAGCUGGAAAAGCAGCCAUCCUCCAAAUUUAUCAAGAUGGAGCCAUCAAGUUCAAUGGGCGGAUGCUUUCUCUCCGUCAUGAGUCGUGAGGAUGAGUCCAUGAGUGCAUCUGAUGUCAUUGCCCGGGCAGCAGCCAAGGGUCUCUGUUCCCUCCCCCCUGCCAAGGCAACGGCAACAACGACAUCAGCCCAAGGGGAUGAGCUCAAGCCCAAGAAGAAGUCUUCAAAGACCUCCCAGAAGUCGCUGACCAAAAGUGCCUCAGCCAAGAAGGAGAGGAAGGGGCCCAAGACGUCCAAGAGCCCUACGGCAGACCACCACGGCCACGGGCCAACAGUCAGGAGCCCCACCCUGCUGGUGAAGAAGCCGAGCAGCAAGCGGCUGCGGCCCAUCAGAACUGCAAGUCUGAUGUUUGCCCACCACUUUACAAACUCCUCCACCUCUGACAGGCAACCCUAUGGUGUCCCCAUGACCAAAGCAUCCUUAGUGCGAAUGCAGCCCAAAGCUGAACCGGUACGCCCCCACCAGGAGGCCAUCCAUCAUCCCAAGCCUUUCCUGUGAUUGGACAGUUAUGCCAGACAUGGUAGUGGCCAUGAAAAAUACCACAUGCCCAUUAGCUUGUGGCGGAUGCAUUCCGUCAGUCAAAUCUCAAAUCAAAGUGCAGUAUUGGCUUGGGUUGCAAGUUUGGGUGAGCUAAUGGGAGGUUCAUUUGCACAGUCAUUCACAAGCUGAAGUGGGGGUGGCUAUGCAAAUUUCACAGUCAUUCACAAGCUGAAGUGGGGGUGGCUAUGCAAAUUUGCACAGUCAUUCACAAGCUGAAGUGGGGGUGGCUAUGCAAAUUUUACUCUCCCUAUCUGUUCAAUGUACUGUCUGAAAUUUUCAGAUUGGUUGAUAUGGCUUUAAAUCUUAAUAAUUAAAUUAUUUUUUUCACUGAUAUUUGGGUUGAAUAUUUACAGCUGAAUCCGUCUAGUUCAGUUCAAAAAAAGAAACUAAAAAAACAGGGUCUUCAAUCACCAUUCCUUUGUGACAAUUCUAAAUUUGAAUUAUAAGGAGUGGCUUUAUCUUAUAUUUAAUCAAUUUGGGGUCAGGCUGAUGGUUUCUGUGAGCCAUGAACUUGCUUUAUUUAUUUAUUUUGUUUGGAGUAUUAGGGGCAAAGAAUGUUCAGAGGUCAAAUCUCUCACACGUUUUGCAAGAGUGGGCCAUGAUUGGUGUUUGUUAAAAAGCCUGUGGAACAAAAUAUCUCUUAUUCAUUCUGUUUUUGCUUGCUGUUUGUACAAACUCCUGUUCAGAGACCAUUUGCGUCAAUUCAGGUGAUAAGUGACAGCAAAAUUUGACAUCUUUACGCCUUAAACUUCUUUGUUGUAUAUUAUGCAGUGAUCACCUUGAAGCCACAAAUGUUUCAGAUUUGGUACAGGAUUAGAAAUAGAAGCAGAUUGUUUGCAUUUUUCUUCAGGGUAAUUACAGUUGUCUAGAAACAGUUUUUUUUUGCAGUUUUUCCAUUUAAUAGUUAUGUCUGCACUUUGAUUUGGUACCCCAAAAGUCUUGUGGUUGUGCAACAGAAAUGAAAUUACUAAUUUUGUAUGCAAAUUUAUUUGAAACAUUUUGCUCUUCACUUUAUACAUUUAUCACACUGAUUUAAAUAUAAAAAAAUUCACCAUUUGUUGAAUCUUGAAACUCACUGACACGCUUGGUAAAGUAUAUGUUUAAAAGUAAAUAGGUUUAUGUUUCUCCUCACUAGCACAUAUGCAAAUGUAUUUUUGAUCAAAAUUUAUAUUUUUAUUUUGCAAAGUAUUCCUUUGGAUUGCCCAAUAUUUCACAUUUCUAUUCACGUUUAUGCAUUUUGUGUUGCCAACUCAUAUUAAAAUUUGUGAAUGCAAGACACAAAUGAAUUGAAAAAAACAGUUUAAAAUGUGAUUAGAACCUCAGAUUGAACCAAUAAAAUGUAUGGUUUUUGAAA
Messenger RNA from Acanthaster planci (crown-of-thorns starfish), 3967 nucleotides. It is a transcript of the gene nsun7, whose product is annotated as NOP2/Sun RNA methyltransferase family member 7. The record is from RefSeq and is a predicted model, not a curated record. NCBI's taxonomy places the organism in Eukaryota, Metazoa, Echinodermata, Asteroidea, Valvatida, Acanthasteridae. Gene Ontology annotation, molecular function: methyltransferase activity.